AUGAAUGGAAAUUUAAUUGGAAUGUAUACACUUUCACCACCAUUAUUUCAAUUACUUGUUAAACAUCUUCAAUUAACAAAUUCUCGAUUAGCUCGACAAUAUCCAGCUGUUCAUUAUGGUACAUUGAAAACACUUUAUUCUCAUUGUGCAGCAUUAGUUAUUUAUUUAGGAAGGAAUGUGAUGAAUUUAACAAGUUUAACCAAAGAUAAUUUUAAAGAUUUACUUAAACUUCUUCAUCGUCUUAUUGUUAAUAGUUAUUUAAGUUGUCAUGAUACAAAAAAAUUAGUUUUGAAUUGGCUUGCAGAAAUUAUUGAUGCAUUACCACAAGAAGAUAAUGGAUUACUUACAUUACCUCUUUUAUUGAAAUUAUCUCAUGUAAUUAUUCAUAUAGGUGAAAAGAAAAAAUUCAGUUUUGAAAUGAAAGUCAUUAAGUAG
Messenger RNA from Rotaria sp. Silwood2, 435 nucleotides. The record is from the annotation of a GenBank genome assembly. NCBI's taxonomy places the organism in Eukaryota, Metazoa, Rotifera, Eurotatoria, Philodinida, Philodinidae.